AUGGGACUUGACAAAAUAAAAGUCAUCGAGGAUAAAGUAAAAUACACAGUUUUCAAUGAUCCUGUUCAUGGCACCAUUUCUCUUCACCCAUUUCUGGUUAAAAUAAUUAACACACCCCAGUUUCAAAGGCUCCGAAAUAUCAAACAACUUGGAGGAGCUUACUUUGUCUAUCCAGGUUCUUGCCAUAACCGAUUUGAGCACAGCAUUGGAACAGCGCACUUGGCAGGAAAACUUGUCCGCCAUUUGAAGGAAAAUCAACCAGAGCUUGGAAUUGAAGAUAAAGAUAUUCUUUGUGUGGAAAUCGCUGGUCUUUGUCAUGAUCUUGGCCACGGCCCCUUUUCCCACUUGUUUGAUAAUAAAUUCUAUAGUGCAGUGGGUGUGGAGAAAAUUGAACAUGAAGAGAUCUCGUAUGGAAUGUUGGAAUAUUUACUCAAAGAUAAAAGUAAUCGAUUCGAUCAAGCAGUUCUCAAAUUUGAUAAAAAUGAUUGGACUUUCAUAAAAGAAAUGAUCACAGGAAAACCAAAGAGAAAAAAAAUAGGCCGACCGUCUAAAAAAGAGUUUCUGUAUGAGAUAAUUUCUAAUGAGCGAAAUAAAGUUGACGUGGACAAGUGGGAUUACAUUGCAAGAGAUUGCUAUCAGCUUGGAAUGCAGAAUGGCUUCGAUCACAAUCGUUUCAUGGAAUUAAUGAGAGUAUGUAAGGUAAAAGGAAAACGGCAAUUGUGCGUUCACAAGAAAGAAUGCUUUAAUCUAUACCAAAUGUUUCACACGCGGUAUUGCCUUCAUCGUAGGGCUUACCAACACCCCGUUGUUAAUGCCGUUGAGGAAAUGUUCACCGAGGCUUUGGUUCAUGCUAAUGAACACGCUAUCGAUGGUAUGAAAUUGUCAGAAUGUGCAAAAAAGUUGAGUGUCUUCAUGAAACUUGAUGAUGGAAUUUUUCAUACAAUUUUGAAUUCGACAAAGAAGGAACUGAAGAAGUCAAGAGAAAUACUUGAAAGAAUAAUGAGACGAGAAAUUUAUCAGACAGUGGCAAACGAGAAGAUGGGAGAUCACCAACGCGGACGGGAGUACACGGAAGAACGUAUAAAAGAAAAGAUUGGUUUCCAACAAAAUUUGAGAGAAGAUUUGAUUGUAAAAAUAGUGAAGCUAAACUACGGAAUGAAACGGGAAGAUCCCGUUGAGCAGUAUAAUUUUUACUCUAAAAAAAAACCGAAGGUUGCUGAUUCAAUUUUGAAAGUCGAUAUUUCCAGCAUGUUGCCACCUGUAUUCGAAGAAUUUCGUCUGCAAAUAUUCUGUAAAGAUCCAGGAAAGUUUCGAGAGGCUAAGAAAGUUUUUGAAUCUUGGUGGAAAAAAGAAAUGCCGGAAGCACGCAAGAGAAAGUCAAAAGCCGAACAAGGCACUAAUAAGAGGGCCUGUAAAGGAGUAGCAAGUUUAGCACGCAAAUGA
Styela clava is the source of this 1443-nucleotide messenger RNA. NCBI's taxonomy places the organism in Eukaryota, Metazoa, Chordata, Ascidiacea, Stolidobranchia, Styelidae. The record is from RefSeq and is a predicted model, not a curated record.